AUGGGCAACAUCUCGACUCCGCGUGUAACCUGCAGUUAUCUGAACUCGUACCUCGGCAGAAAUGUCCUUAUCGUUGGCAAGGUCAUGGAGCUCCGCGGUGACGAGGCCAUUGUUGACGCCGAUGGCAACAUCACGGUCCACCUGAACCGAGAAGCCCACUUGUCAAAAGGCAAUGGUGUGCAGGUAAUUGGCAAAGUGAAUCCGGACCUCUCUAUCAAGGCGCUCACUACGCUGGAUCUGGGCACGGAAGUUGAUUUCACUCUAGCCAACACAGUUGUCGAAAUCUCCCAUCAACACCCUGAGGUCUUCCAUUCCUGA
Messenger RNA from Thermochaetoides thermophila DSM 1495, 318 nucleotides. Its product is annotated as single-stranded DNA binding protein 12k chain-like protein. Gene Ontology annotation, biological process: base-excision repair; double-strand break repair via homologous recombination; nucleotide-excision repair. The record is from RefSeq and is a predicted model, not a curated record. Gene Ontology annotation, cellular component: DNA replication factor A complex; nucleus; site of double-strand break. The transcript is spliced from 3 exons. Gene Ontology annotation, molecular function: single-stranded DNA binding; damaged DNA binding. NCBI's taxonomy places the organism in Eukaryota, Fungi, Ascomycota, Sordariomycetes, Sordariales, Chaetomiaceae. Bases 1 to 318 code for a protein of 105 amino acids.